This is a messenger RNA of Anisakis simplex (herring worm), 999 nucleotides long. Lineage: Eukaryota; Metazoa; Nematoda; Chromadorea; Rhabditida; Anisakidae. The record is from the annotation of a GenBank genome assembly.
AUGGCUGAAGCUGCAUCGGAAACCAAGAAACCACAUAGUGACUUGCCGUAUGCUGCCGAAUACGCAAAAAGUGGACGAGCAAGUUGUAAAGGAUGUAAAGAACCAAUUGCUAUGGACGAUAGUGUAAUUUAUUUGAAGAUUGGUGAGGAAGUUAAUCUUGCAUUUCAAAUGUGCAUUUUUUUGCAGAAAGCUUUACGCAUGUCAGCUCGGCAGCCAAGUCGUUUCUUUGAUGGUCUGCAAGAUAACUGGUUCCAUUUCCGAUGUUUUUGGAAUCGAUUGAAGCGUAACGAUAUCAAUGAGGCGUCGAUACGAGGAAUGGAACUGUUGAAGUGGGAAGAUCAGGAGAAAAUCCGCGAGAAGAUUGCUGAUAAUAAAUGUGAUCACGUUUUAUUUCCUGGAGUUGGAGUACGACCUGAAGUGAGUACGUCCAUCAAAGGAGAGUAUGCGAGAUCGAGUCGAGGCAAGUGCGCAGACUGUAAGGAAAUCAUCGAACAGGAUACGUUCAAGCUGAUCAUGAAGUCAUCGUCGUAUCAUGUGAAUUGCUUCAAGAGUGCGCAUGCUUCUUUGAUUCCAGAUGCUGAAAGUAUUGUUGGCUUUGAAGAUGCGAAUGAUGAGGACAAAAAAGUGUUGAUAGCUCUAUUUGGUUCGAAAGCAGAAAAAAAACGAAAAGCUGACGCUGCAUCAAAAGAUGAAAUCAAAGCGAAGAAAGUGAAAAGUGAUGAGACAUCUGAAGCACGCAAAUUGAAGCAGCAAUUAAAGAAACAAGCCGAUACGAUGUGGAAAGUACGUGAGAUGUUCAGUAGAUGCCUAUCAAAAGCUCAGAUGCAGCAUAUUCUGCAAGUCAACAAACAGACACUACCCGAACAUGGUGGAGAAGCCAAGUUGUUGGAUCGACUUGUGGAUUGCGCAGUAUUUGGAUGUCCAGUUAAGUGUGAACGCUGCAAAGACGGUCAACUCGUUUUUAGGUUCAUUUUAUAUAAUCUUAAAAUUUUCACUUGA